Mya arenaria is the source of this 477-nucleotide messenger RNA. RefSeq lists its product as uncharacterized. The record is from RefSeq and is a predicted model, not a curated record. Lineage: Eukaryota; Metazoa; Mollusca; Bivalvia; Myida; Myidae. The transcript has 6 exons. The coding region runs from base 4 to 477 and encodes 157 amino acids.
AGCAUGGAGACGGACUAUGGAAAUGCCUUUAUUUUCAGAGCUUUCAUUGCCAUACAACUUGUCAGCGCAAGCAGUGCUGAAAUUUGUCUUGAUUGCUCGCUAUCGUUAGGACAAUGCCAUGAGGUAGCUAGAUGCGGCCCUCACGAGAAAUGCUUCGCAGAUGUUAUUUCCAGUCCCCAUGGCGAUCUGCUUUACUCGUUCGGAUGUAGAGAUUCACUACAAUGUACAACACAAGGGAAAAGGCAGGCGCGUUCGAACAUGAUUUGUUCUCAAUGUUGUUCCGGCGAUCUCUGCAAUGAUAAACUAUGCGGAUACAAAUACGGUCACAUUUCCAGUGCUGGUCCCGUGUGCUUUGACUGUCAGGAGGCAACGGCUGCUGACGCCUGUUUCAAGAUCAAACAGUGCAGCCGAGAUGACGUAAUUACCAAUUGGCAAACCCAUAAUGUUUAUGAUUACUCUGAAACAAUCACAAGAUGA